AAAACGGAAAGGAGCGCCGGGUUUUGCUGGGCGGCGGAGAACCUCCGUCCUCGGGAAUGACCUGAAAUGCCUUAGCCCUCUGCUCCCUCUCGGCGGGGACCUGGGGUCAGGCAGCGGCUUCCUUCUCGCCCGAUGCAGCCCAGCUUCGCGUCAUGAACAGGGUCCAGCUGAAGCGAUCUGCGAUCCUGAAGAUGGCCCUUGGCGGUGGGUCGGAGCCCCUGCUCCAGCAGCAGCCAGAGGAAGAGGAAGAUGGCGAGGGCGGAAGCAGCAGUAGCAAGGAGCCCCCGUUCCUCUUCAGGGCCAUCCGGAUCGCCACGGUGGUCUCUCUCUACUGGUUCAUUUCCAUCACGAUGGUCUUCCUCAACAAGUACUUGCUGGGGAGCCCUUUGCUGCGCCUGGAAGCGCCACUCUUCGUCACUUUCUACCAGUGCCUUGUCACCGUCGUCAUUUGCAAGCUGCUCAGCCUGCUGGCCUCCUGCUGCCCGCCAGGCUUCCUGGACUUCCCCUCCAUCCGGAUGGACCUCAAGGUCUCCCGCAGCGUCCUGCCCCUUUCGCUUGUCUUCACUGGCAUGAUCACCUUCAACAACUUGUGCCUCAAGUUCGUCGGCGUGGCCUUUUACAACGUGGGCCGCUCCCUCACCACCGUUUUCAACGUGCUCCUCUCUUACGUGCUCCUGAAGCAAACCACUUCCUUGUACGCCCUUCUCUCCUGCGGAAUUGUCAUCGGUGGCUUCUGGCUUGGGAUAGAUCAAGAGGGAGAGGAAGGCACCCUGUCCUGGGCAGGCAUCAUUUUUGGGAUACUUGCCAGCCUCUGUGUUUCACUGAAUGCUAUUUACACUAAAAAAGUCCUGCCUGCUGUGGACAGCAGCAUCUGGCGUCUGACAUUCUAUAACAAUCUUAAUGCUUGUGUCCUGUUUUUGUUCCUCCUGUUGUUCACAAAGGAGUUCUCCAUACUCUACCACUUUGAUAAAUUGGGGAACAUCUACUUCUGGGGCAUGAUGACUCUAAGUGGGGUAUUUGGCUUUGCUAUUGGCUAUGUGACGGGGCUCCAGAUCAAAUAUACCAGCCCCCUUACGCACAAUGUCUCUGGGACUGCAAAAGCCUGUGCCCAGACAGUGUUAGCUGUCUGCUACUAUGAAGAAACCAAGAGCUUGUUGUGGUGGGCUAGUAACAUGUUGGUUCUAGGGGGUUCUUUUGCAUAUACCUGGGUAAAAGGGUUGGAGAUGAAGAAGGUACAGGUGGAACCGCUUCCCAAAGCAAGCGAGAAAAAUGAUGCCCUGGUCUGAAUUCCCCUGUCGUGCAUUUCACUGCAGGAAUGAAAUGGACCUUAAAUAGGAAGAGAAAGAGAGGGAUGAAUGUCUCAAGGCAAGAGUAACUACACAUAUAGGAAAUAGAAGACAUGCCGAGAUUUCUGAUGUAAUGCAUAUUUGCUACAAUAAUCAUUGGAGAGGGGAAAGGAUGAAAUUUUCACAAGUGGUGUGGGUUCUAUUAAAAACAGCUUUAAGGAAGUAAGAAGAGGUGGGUCCUUGCUCUACUUACUUGAAGUGGUGUGUGUUCACUGUAGCUAGGUUUCUCUUCCUCUUUGUCUCCUCACACAUCUCACAUAGCAGUCCAGUGUGCUUCCUGGAGAGGCCUGAGAAUGGUUCUCUUAAGAUUGUUUGCUCUUCUACCCUUGUGGGGCAAACAUGUUGCAAGAAACACAGAUUUGCAACUUGACUUGCUAAAAGGCAGUCCUGAUGCCAGGGUCCUCAAGUGUUUCUGCCAGUGCUACUCAGCACAUUAUCAUCCCUUUGGACAGCCUAACUGGAGAGGAACUGAACUAAAGGAAACAUGAAAGGGCAUUGAGAGGUCCUAUGGUCUGGCUUCUUCCAAAUCUAAAGAGGUAAUCAACUAUUUUUACCAGCAUUGUUGAAGAAAUGGAUGUCAGUGGUUGCUAAUGGACUCUUAAAAAAGUUAAAAUGUCUGCACGCUCUUGCUCUUAAAGCAGCAGCACUUGUGAGUGGGUACAUAGGUUUGUUUUUGAUAUGUACUGUACUGAGAGGGCCUUCUUGGCUCCAAGAGCCAAAUUUCAUUGGAAUGUUUAAUUCCAUUUGCCUUGUUGCCUUGCUAGUGCCCCCCCCCCAAGUGUUCCCCUUUCCCUAAUUUUGUGCUGGGAAGUGAAUUAUCCAUUGUAGAUCUGCAAUUGAUAAGUGUAUUUAAUAAAAUUUUGAUUUGUCAUUUUCAGAA
Candoia aspera is the source of this 2226-nucleotide messenger RNA. It is a transcript of the gene SLC35C1, whose product is annotated as solute carrier family 35 member C1. The transcript is spliced from 2 exons. Lineage: Eukaryota; Metazoa; Chordata; Lepidosauria; Squamata; Candoiidae. Gene Ontology annotation, molecular function: GDP-fucose transmembrane transporter activity; antiporter activity. Gene Ontology annotation, cellular component: Golgi apparatus. The record is from RefSeq and is a predicted model, not a curated record. Gene Ontology annotation, biological process: GDP-fucose import into Golgi lumen; protein O-linked glycosylation via fucose. The coding region runs from base 153 to 1286 and encodes 377 amino acids.